Molecule: messenger RNA, 4100 nt
Organism: Polypterus senegalus (gray bichir)
Lineage: Eukaryota; Metazoa; Chordata; Cladistia; Polypteriformes; Polypteridae
Gene: cept1b
Product: choline/ethanolamine phosphotransferase 1b
Exons: 9
Coding region: 308-1597 (429 amino acids)
Biological process (GO): phosphatidylethanolamine biosynthetic process
Cellular component (GO): Golgi apparatus; endoplasmic reticulum membrane
Molecular function (GO): diacylglycerol cholinephosphotransferase activity; ethanolaminephosphotransferase activity
Source: RefSeq, a predicted model, not a curated record
GGAAACACACUUCCAUCCGGUUAUUGGAGCUCCACUACCGAACGUCCUUCCAGGUGUGCAAGCGGAGCUUUCUUCAUAGUAUCUGAAAGAUCAGAAAGGAAGAGGGGUAUCAAUACAGUCGCCUCCUUGAACACAUCCUUCUGCGUAAAUUACGAGGGACACUCUAUCCGCCAAGCAUAAUCAAGAGGCCGGUUUGCCUCUGCGGCGUGUCAGGUUGCUGACUGUUUCUAUAGCCUUUCCUACUAUUUGUUGUUAAGGGAGAGGUAACACUAACAUUGCUAACAGCAUCCGAGGCAAAAAGCCCUCGAUGAACGGGCACCGGACUGUGAGAAAUCGGAACCGGGAUCAGGACCGGAAUGUGGAUGCAGUAUGUCGGCCACAUGUAGCAUCUGGAGGCAGCAGUGGUGGAGGGAGGGGGAACUGUAUCUUAAGGAAAUUGAUCCAAUUACCAUCUCCUCCCUUGACACGUCACCAGCUCAAGAGACUUGAAGAACAUCGCUAUAGCAGUGCUGGCCGCUCAUUACUGGAACCUUUCAUGCAGCACUAUUGGGAAUGGCUGGUCCGCCAAGUGCCUGCUUGGAUGGCACCAAACCUUAUUACCAUUGUAGGCCUCAUCAUUAACAUGAUUACAACUCUGGUCCUGGUUUAUUACUGUCCCACAGCUACUGAACAGGCUCCGUUAUGGGCAUACCUGGCAUGUGCUGUGGGACUGUUUAUUUACCAGUCUUUAGAUGCUAUAGAUGGGAAACAGGCAAGGCGAACAAACAGUAGUUCCCCACUGGGUGAGCUCUUUGACCACGGCUGUGAUUCCCUGUCCACAGUGUUUGUGGUUUUAGGAACAUGUAUUGCUGUGCAACUGGGAACUAACCCUGACUGGAUGUUCUUCUGUUGUUUUGCUGGGAUGUUUAUGUUUUAUUGUGCGCACUGGCAGACAUACGUCUCAGGAACACUACGCUUUGGCAUAAUUGAUGUGACUGAGGUGCAAAUCUUCAUAAUAAUCAUGUAUUCACUGGCAGCAAUUGGAGGAUCGGAUUUUUGGCAAUUACCGAUUCCUGUAUUAAACAUCCAAAUGAAGAUUUUGCCUGCUCUCUGUACAGUUGCUGGUGCAAUAUUUUCCAGUACAAACUACUUCCGUGUGAUAUUUACAGGAGGUGUUGGCAAGAAUGGAUCCACAAUAGCAGGAACAAGUGUCCUUUCUCCAUUCUUGCACAUAGGCUCUGUGAUAACCCUUGCAAUUAUGAUAUACAAGAAGUCUGCAGUUCAAAUCUUUGAAAAGCAUCCAUGUCUUUACAUACUUGCUUUUGGGUUCUUAUCUGCCAAAAUAACCAACAAACUGGUGGUUGCACACAUGACAAAGAGUGAAAUGCAUCUUCAUGAUUUGGCAUUUGUAGGUCCCGGUUUGCUCUUCCUUGACCAGUAUUUCAACAGUUUUAUUGAUGAAUAUGUGGUUCUCUGGAUUGCCUUGAUCUUCAAUUUCUUUGAUCUUGCCCGUUACUGUAUCAGUGUCUGCAAUCAGAUUGCCUCUCAUCUCAAUAUUUCUGUAUUCAAGAUAAAGCCACCAGCUUUACUCAGCAAUCAAGGCCACAACCACCACUAGUCCAUUGUUGUUCUUUAUUACAAAACUGGAAAUCUUUUUCUUAUGAAUGUAAUGUAUGAAAAUGGAAGAUUCUGGUAACUGUGAGAAGAAAACAAAACAAAAAAAGAUUCAGUUACUGUCAUGCAACGUAUUGCAGUUUCAAUGUUGUCAUAUCAUUUACUAGCACUCCUUUUUUUUUUAAGGAAGAAAAAGUGGACAAUUCUCUUCUCACCAUUACCACAUCCCUCCAGUUUUAUGGUGUUUAUUCCCUAAAUAUUCAUCACACACAAAACCUUUAAAUGAGCAAAGAGAAACAAACGUAAAGAAGACACUGGUGGCGCCCUUGUAUCUUCUGUUGAAGCCCUUGUUUUCAGGCAGCACUCAGUGUAACCUUUUUCUACAUUCACCAUUUAAUCAGUGGUUAAGUUGUAUUGUAGCUUGUUUUUGUUAAGUACAAAUUUAUUUGCUAAUUUAAAAUGACUCAUUACAUAGGAAAAAAUGUCUUAAAAUUGGCAUGCCCUUGUGUGAGUGUGUGUGUGUUUUUUUUUUUAAUCUUCAACAAAGCAUAGAAUAUUUAAAAGUAACCGUAUUUUUUAAUCCAAAUAUAUUUGGGUUGCAAGUUUUAACUCCGUGUAAAUACAGUAUGCAUUUUGCUAUAAGUAUUUUUCUUUCAUAUUUAACAGUAUGUAUCUCAAGUUUUUUGGAGUUCUUUUAACACUGAAGGAGAGAAGCUGAAUGGUCAUUGUGCACCUUUGGCUGAUAAUACAAGAGAGAUUCAUUAUGUGGUUGUUGAGUAAUUUUAUUUUGUUGCUCAAUUUUUGACUUUAAUGUUCUCAAGCUAUACAUUGUUGUUUUUCAUUAAGGAACAUCAGGAUUAUAAAUUGAAAUUCUUUCAACAUUUAAUGAACUUUGCCAAUGUUUAUUUAGUCAUAUGUGUGUAAUGAAGAAAGAUUGAUAAUCAGUAAAAAUAUUUAUACAACCAUUUCCCCCCAUCUAAUGUAAUUAAUGAGUGUGUUCCCCUUUCUAGAUUACAAGCAGUUUAGAAAUAGUUAACAUUGAUUUUUAGUUUUAUGUAAAAAAUGGUGAUUGUUCUUCGACAAAAUGUAUGAGAGAGAACUGGUACUGGCAGGUUAAAAUGAUAAUAAAUAUUACUUUCUUCUGGAUGAAAAAAAAAUCUUUUUUUUAGGAUUAAAAAAAAAAUCCAUUAGUGUAUGUGUUUUCUGUGUCUUAUAUUGCUUCAGUUAGUACUUCUGCUUAUCGCAAGUUUCAGUGAAACUUUGGGAAUCAUAAAAAAAAAUGUGUCUGCUGGUUAAUCGAAUACCUCAAGAAUGAUCUUGGAUAGUCUGAAUCUUGACAGAACAAAUUGCUCUCCUCAUACUUAGUCAGUUUAAUUAGAUUUUGGUUAUUUUUUCACAUGUAUGUGUGUGUGUAUAUAUGUUUAUGCUUGUAUUUAUAUAUACAUACAUAUACAUACAUAAAAUCAUGUGUAAUUUUAAAUUUAGUUUUAUUAACGUGCUGUAACCAGUAUUUACUUAAAAAGGCUUCUUUGUUUUCUAAAUGAUUGACUGCCUAACACAAAGUCCUAGUGAGUUUGCCUGUUAAUUGAUUAUGAAUGGUUGGCUUGGAUAAGUGAUUGCCUUGUUUUCUUUGCCUUAGCCCAAUUAAUUUAUUGGCCUGAAUUAAUGUAGUAGUCCUUUAUCUGACAUUGGGUCAAUUUUUGAAUGACAUUUUAUUGCUUCUUUCCAGAUGUUUUCAUCUUUUAAGUUCUUACUUUAAUAUUUAAUUGAAUGCCUUUAAUUUUUGUAACUUUUUCUGUGACUUUUAAAAGGUUUAAAACUUCAGAAAGCACAGAUGAUUGUUUCAUUUCAGACUAUAGAUUUUACCAUGUCAAAUAUUUUGAGAGAGAGUGAGAAUUAAAGGAUGUUGUGAAGAAAUUUGAGCAUACAUAUAUGACUACGUAAUACCUGUACUGUGUUUUAGGUGUCUUUACUUUUUGUCCUUGCCAAGUAAAAAGUUUUAAACAAAAUGUUGCCUUUUUUACGUAAUUCUAGAUUAAAUGGAAUUCAAAAGGCUUGCUAGAAGAAAACCUAUAAAAAGGUUAACAACUGCUUUUUAUCAAAAUUCUCAGGUACAAAAAUAAUGUGUUGGUAGGUAACACUCCAGUGCUGCAUAAAAAGUGUAACUUAUUUCUGCUGACUUACAGUAUAAUAUCCUGUUUAAAUUUUGAUGCAGAGAUGGGGAGUCAGAAAUGUGCUAUACAGUAUUAUAGAUCAGAAAUGGAGAGAGAUACUGCUGAUGAGCGCCAAGAUGUUUCUCUCCAUAUAAUGGCAUUAGUAAUUAAACAAAGUACUGAAUAAAGUUCCGCUUCUUGUUUUGCAGUCCAUCUUAAUAAAAGCCUCAGUUAUGUUAUUUGAUUUAUUUUUGUUAGUUCUCUUUGCCUAAUUGUAACAUUCUUUCUGUUAAGACAUUUCAUUUUAAAAAUAAAACGAGCCUAUGUAAAAUAAAGAAUACUAUAUUUAUAACA